AUGUAUUUUUUUUAUUGGUCUAGAUGGCCCCAUGAGAACCAUGAAACUGAGAACCAUGAUUACCACUAUGUCAGAUGUCUAACCCAGUUACUGCUGACGGUGAGAGUGGGAACGUGCGCAUGUGCCGUUAAAACUGAGAGACGUGUAGCCACUUGGGUUUCCGAAAUCCUGUUGUGGUUCUCUGGUUCCCCCUUAGACGGUUCGGGACAUGUUUACGGUAUUAUUUUGAUUUCUCAGUUCACAUAUACUCUUUUUCUCCUUUUAGCCCAUCACUUUUGUCCGAAGUUAACUGAAAUCAUUCAUGUUCAUAAUCUGUCAAGUAACUGUUGUCUUUUUUGCCUAAUGCACUUCACAUCUCACAAGAUCCAAUUUUCGUAAAAAAUAUGAAUGACCGCACCAUUUUGGGCGUGGCUUCUUUCCUUUAAAAAAAAAAAAAAAAAAAAAAAAAAAAGAAAAGACAUUGAUCAAACAGUAAUUUGAAAGAUACAAAAGGGUUUCAAUAAAAACUCGCAUCAAAUGUAUGAUCGAAAAUUUGAUCGAAAAAACUUAGCAUAACAGUAAAUUCGGUAAAGGAAAAAAAAAAGAAGAAAAAAAAAGGGGGGAGGGGGUGUCCAUAAGUACGUCACGCUCCGCGGGGGGGGGGAGGGGGCUACAAAGUGUGACCUUUUUGCCCUUGGGGUCGGAGGUGGGUGGGGGUGAUAGUUUAGGGCAUUGUGAGACAUUGUACAUUUAAAAAAACAAAAACAAAAACUUUUAAUUUUCAUAGCUUAAAAAAACAAACAAAAAACUGAAAUGACAGUGAUGUUGAGCUUUCUCUUGUGAGCGAUGCAGUGUGGCUCGUAACAGAAGAUUUCAGUUUAAUAUAACAAAUGAUUAAGUUUAAUUUCGAAGUGUGUUUUAGAUUAUAUCUUAUAUACUUGCUCAUUUAAAAAAAAAAAAGAAAUACAAAUUAGUUGGAAAGUUUGACUUAGUUUGGGCAUUGGGGUUUUGGGGGGUAGGGUAUUGUGAAAUUUUUUGACAGAUUGUGACAGGUUGGAGGGGUCGGGCGAUUGCAUAGAAACGUUCCACAAAUAGAGUAGAGUGACAUACUCUAUAACAAGGCAAAAUAAUUUUAAUUUGUUUUGAGAGUCGUGUGACUAAUACUUUACCAAAAAUGACUAAAAGAUUAGCCCUACAUUUAAACAGAACUGUUGAACUGCGCCUGGUAUUUUGUAGCUUUUUAACACUGAUCUGAUCUGUAGCAUGAAAGGACUAAUAAACGUUUCACCAAACUGUUCUUGAAGAUCCUUGUAAGCAUGUUCCUGUUAAUUUUAAUGUUAGAAUCCUUAUAAUAGAAAUUUCUUAACUACCUAGUGUACAACUUUAAUAGCCUUGCUGAUAAAAAAAAGAAAGAAAAAAAAGCACACUAUCAUUUCAAGGAUUACUUUUUUUUUUUAAAAUUUAAAGAAAAAAAAAAGAAAACAAUAUUUAACGAGAGAUGGGAAUAUCCCUUGACCCCCCACCCCCUCUCCAACCCCCUCCCUCUCUCCUUAAAAAAAAAAUCAGAAACAAUAUUGCUGCCUUUUAUUUUAGACAAUCAAAAAGCCAAUUGAAAUCCAGAUAAAAAUAUAUAACAUUUGGUUGGGGGGAGGGAAUAAACGUCUAAAUAUGGUUUAAAUUUUAUGUUGAAUGGUUACAAUGGGAAAUAUUUCUAAUGGCACAAGCAUAAACAUUUUUUUUAAAAAUUAACUUCUCACACACAAAAAACGUUAUUUUUACCUAUGCUAUGUAGAUCUUUUAUGUUAUGAAUUAAGACCAAUAAUGAGUGCAAUCCAGGAUGUCUCUUAGUUUUAAGCUUGGAUACAUGGAUUUAAAAUGUUGGUUCAGUAACUUAGGGACAGAAACUUGUGUCAUUUACUUCAUUUAAUAGCCCACACUUUAAUUGUUGCCAUAAACAAUGAUUCGCUUUUACUUUCUGAAAUGCAUUAAUGUACUUUUAUCUAGGGCAGAUUUGAAGAAAAAAAAAAGAGGAAAAACCACCUGCACAAAUUUUAUGUAACAGAUAACAGAACUGACAAUGUCUUUUCUUGAUUACAUUCAUUACAGUUACCAAACAUCAAAUUCACAACACGAAUGACGGACUAGUUUACAAGAUGGAGUACACUUUUUGUAAAAAAAACCCAAAGAAAACAACAAGAACCCAAACCCGUGUAGAGAAAUCAAUGUCUGAACAAGCUGUUUAUGAGAACCCCCGAGAAAAUCAGAGUCCAGAUGAUGACCUGGAACCCGAUAUUACAAAUCAAUUGAUUUUAAGUCAAGUGGGUUCAUCUUUGAGAGAAAUUGGAAGAGCAUUACCUUUAAUUGGUGAUGACGUUUCUAGUACUUUAAAUACACGUUGGAACAUUGGUUUACCCGAUUCAGAUAAACGCAAAGCUGAACCACUGGUCAGACCUCAGGAACCACAACCAAAAAAUCUCAAAUUUAAUGAAUAUUUCGGUGUCGAAGAACAAACAAACACAGAUCUUUCUGAAUCAGGGGGAGAUAAUUUAAUCAGUAGUAGCAACCGAGAGGGGGUUGCCAUCACAGGCGUCACGGUUGAAACCACUCAACCGAGCCAUGGAUUCGGUAAAGACCUUGGCGAUGUUAAGAUACACAUGUUAAAUAAAAUUGAACUUUCAGAAUUUGAAAGAAGGCCAAUGUAUGAACAGGUCUUACCAAUGCCUCUAUUCGGCCACAAUUGUAGAUGCAUGCUUCAAACGUGUGUAAGAAAAUCUGCUGGUGAAAUGUUUGCUUUCCGUUUACAAUUAACUUCAUUUGAAAAACAAUGCAACUUCAAUUGGCCGCUGGCGGUAAGAUGGAAGGUAGGGGUACGAAAUAAGAGAAGAGAGAAUGUGGAAUUAGCCAGAGCUUUCACUUCUUUUAAGAGGCCAACAGCGGAGAGCUCAGAUAGUGUCUAUUCGCAAGAUUUACAAGCAACGUACGACGACAUCAAAGAUUUUAUAACGGAAAAAUGUAUCCUGUUAAUGUUGACAAUUGAAAUACUGUCUUCCACCCCAGAGACGAGUCUCGAAUAUCAUGAUGACUUAGGAAGAAGAAAAGAAAGUGGAGAUUUAUUGAAAAAUAAGAAUGAAAAAGAAGGCUACAGACAAGUGGACAACAAACAAGUUGACAACAAACACGAUGUCUCAGAAGACAUUGCGCACUAUCUAUUUAAUUUAAUCAAAGAUAAGUGUGCAAACAUAUUAACUAAAAUUGAUCUUUCUGAAUUGGACGACGCGCCGAGUUUUGAGAACGCAUCGCCGAUUCAAGAAAUAGGCCAAUCGUCCAGCUGUCUUGUUCAGGCGUGCGUAAGAAAAUCUAAUAAGGAAACAUUGUGUCUGCGAAUCAAACUAAACUUUUGUGGAAGUACUGACUCUUUAAGGUGGCCACUGAUAGUCGAUUGGCGGGUAGCUUUCAAAGGGGAAAGUGCCAGAAAAUCAGAACACUUUGAAACAAUGCAGUCCAUAUUUGAUCAACCAACAUUUGAAAGCACAGACUGGACAUCUUCGCAAGAAUUGGAGAUACCCAUAAAUGAGAUAAACACUUUUAUAUUACACGAUUCCAUCUUGAUACUUUGGAAAAUAAAGCUUUUAAGAUCAGAGCAUGAUGUACUAUCAGCAUUAGGAGAUGACGUUCUGCUCAGUGAAUGUAAAUUGAAAACUGCACUAGAUCACUGUUUUCGUUUUCUUCCGACUAGCAAGAACAAACUGAAAGGCGCAGUCCAGGAUCUAAAACAGAGACCGUUACAAUUUCAAAUUUUGCUGGGGAAGUUAAAAUCUUUUCAAAGAAAUAUGGAUGAAACUGACAGAAGAACCAUUAAGUUGUUAAGUGUUUCCCGAGAACAGAGCAGAACACUGAAUCAG
Lymnaea stagnalis (great pond snail) is the source of this 3881-nucleotide messenger RNA. The record is from the annotation of a GenBank genome assembly. Lineage: Eukaryota; Metazoa; Mollusca; Gastropoda; Lymnaeidae.